CCAUGUUUAGAUUUUCUGUCAUUUUUCCGUUGCUAAAUGUUUUGCUGAGUAAACGGCAAUGGCGGAAGUACAUGUUAUUGGUGAAAUCAUCGGUGCAAGCGGGUUCCCCUCGCAUAAUUUAUACUGCAAAUGGUCUGUCCAUGUUGACGGUUUGUGGAAACUUUUAGCUGGACAAAAAGAGGGCCAAACGCAAGUGGACAACCCCCAGAACGAGGAUUGUGCGCGAUGGUGCCAUCCCAUAGACUUGCAUUUUGCCACCAAAGGACUGAAAGGAUGGCCAAAGUUUCAUUUCCAAGUUUGGCACCAAGACUCUAAUGGACGAAACGAGAUUUAUGGUUAUGGUUACUGCCAUGUGCCAACAUCACCUGGAACUCACAACGUUGAUUGCGUGACAUGGCGACCUCUCAGUUCGAGCAAGUCUGAACAGCUUCGUAGCUUUUUUGUCGGCGGUGCACCACAGUUAAAGACUUCAGAUGUUAUCUACACUGGUGGAGACCGAUAUAAAUUGAGAACGGUUGCCAUGGGUUCGAUACAUUUGCAAUUAGGCGUGAUAACGAGAAACUUUGAUAAAUUUGGGGUAGAAUGUUAAUAUAAAUAUUUUGACACUUGUAUUGUUAUGUUUUAAAACAAAAUAAUUGACUUUAAAUCUUGCCAAGGUUGGACGAAACUAUAAAGAUUCAAAGCUUAGCUUCCUCUAGCGGCUGUAGGGCUACUUCAAAAUCGCAAGCUGAGGAAAGUGUUUCAACUAAGAGUUAACUUUUGCACACAUGCUUCAUUGUAGUUGUUGUAAACACAAUCUAUAAAUAAGCCUACCGUGGUCUAUCAAUCCACCAAGGGUAUCUACAAGAAAGAUUUAUUACUCUCAAAAAGUCGCUGAAAGCCAAACUGUAAUCGUGAUUUAUUUAAACUGUUGCAUAGCUGUAAUAAAUACAGUAGACAGUAUGCGCUUCUUUGGUUGAAAACGUUGAAAUAUUGAUGUUGUUUCAGUUUUACCAGUUAAUGCUGAAUCAAACACUAUCCUAAAACCAGUUAUGUCCUUGAUAAAGGCUAAAAGCCCUAAAGCCCUAAAAAUUAUAACUGAUAUUUUACAGUAAUAUUCUGUUGUAUUUAACAACUACUCACCAAAGUGGAGGUCACUUGUGGUGGAUAUUUUCAGAGGAAUAAAGUGACAAAGUAAAUAUCCACUGCAAAGCACCAACACUGAGGUGAAUAUUUGUUUCAGUAAAUACUAUACUUUACUCUUCCUCCAACGAUUACACUAUUUUCAAAUUCUCCUUGUCAGCAACAAAAAUGUGUAUUGAGAGGAGUAUGAAGAAUAACUUAGGAAUAUUGACGUUAAAAGAUUGUCCAGGGUUAGUGCUUGAACCAACUACACAGGAUGUUUUAGUAUAUUUUUGUUCUAUUUACUAGUGUUGGUAUCUUUACAUGGAAAUUACCUAUUAUACAUUGCACACUCACUUUUCCAUUUAAAAGUUUGAAUUUAAAAGAUAAAACCAAAAUGACACUGAAUUAUAUGAUAAAGAGAAUUUUUCAUGAAUAAUGAAAUUAUGAUAACUAUAAUAAUUUUCUUAAAGAACUAAUGCGAUGUUUAGUGUAUUGUAAACUAUUUGACCCUCUUGAGACAAGAUUGUGGUAUUCACUAGAUGAGCUUCUCAUUUACAAAGGUAGCCUUUUUCUGAACAGUCUUGAUCAACUAAAUAAUCAAUAUUUUUAGCUGUCAAGGAGAAUUGCCUUUUCAGAACCACCAAGUAAAGAAAGUCAAU
Pocillopora meandrina is the source of this 1763-nucleotide messenger RNA. Lineage: Eukaryota; Metazoa; Cnidaria; Anthozoa; Scleractinia; Pocilloporidae. The record is from the annotation of a GenBank genome assembly.